Messenger RNA from Trichoderma atroviride IMI 206040, 2313 nucleotides. RefSeq lists its product as uncharacterized. The record is from RefSeq and is a predicted model, not a curated record. Gene Ontology annotation, cellular component: nucleoplasm; Noc1p-Noc2p complex; nucleolus. NCBI's taxonomy places the organism in Eukaryota, Fungi, Ascomycota, Sordariomycetes, Hypocreales, Hypocreaceae. Gene Ontology annotation, biological process: ribosomal large subunit biogenesis.
AUGGGUUCCUCCAAGAAAAAUCUGAAGGCGACAAAAAAAUUCGAAAAAUCGCAUCUCAAGGAAGUUCUGGAUAAGAGAAAGGCUGGCGCAAAGCUGAAGCAGAAGCUGCAGAUCAAGAACAAGCAAAAAGAGAAACGAGCUUCAGAUGCCGAAUAUAUCAAGGGCUCAAAGGAAGGCGAGGCCGAUGCCUCUGCCAAGAAACCUGCCGGGGGCAAAGCGAAGAAGGUUACCGAGAUGAGCGUCGACGAUUUCUUCUCCGGCGGCUUCGAGGACAUCAUCGACAAAAACGACAAGGCUGGCAAACUCGGCAAGCGGAAGCGAAGCGAAGCCAAGGAGGAAGAAGCUGAAGAGAGCGACUCUGACGUGUCAAUCGGUGUCCAGCCCGUUGCGAGCGACAGCGAAGAUGGCAGCGAAGACGACGACGAUGAGGGUGCUGGACUUGGCAUGAGCGCAGAGGCCAUGAAGGGCCUUGCGGACAAGGAUCCCGAGUUUUUCAAGUUUCUGAAAGAAAACGACCCCGAAGCGUUGGAUUUUGAUGAGAAUGCAGACUUGGCCGAGGUCGACGAACUGAGCGCCGGCGAAGAAGACGAGGAGCUGCCAAAGAAGAAGAGAAAGAAGGGCGGCAAGGCGGAGGAAGAGGCAACACAGAACAACGAGCUGACUCGCAGCACUGUUGCAGGCUGGAGGAAAGCAAUGGAGGAGACCAAGUCUCUGCGAGCGACCAGACAAGUCGUUCUCGCAUUCCGAUGCGCUGCUCACCUUGACGAAGCCGAUGAGGAGGGCCAGGCUGAUAUGCGAUGGUCCAUCAACAGCCCAGAGGUCUUUAAUGAUAUUCUGCUUCUUGCUUUGAAGGAAGUGCCUCUCAUUCUGAACCACCAUCUCCCCAUCAAGGAGUCAGCGGCAGGCAAGGUCUACGUUCAGACAGAGGGCAAGAAGUUCAAGACAUUAUCUCUGCUCUUGAAGUCCUACAUUGCCUCCAUCAUGCACCUCCUCAACUCGCUGUCAGACGACGGCACAAUCACCGUCACCCUCUUGGCGAUUGUGGAGAUUCUCCCAUACCUGCUUUCCUUUAAGAAGCUCAUCAAGGCUCUGGCCAAGUCCAUGGUCAACCUCUGGGCACAAGCCGCUGGCUCUCACUCAUCGCGAGUCACCGCUUUCCGUGUUAUUAGACGGCUCGUCAUCAUCGGAGACAAGGGUAUCCGCGAAACCGUCCUCAAGGCCGUCUACCAGGGCCUCGUCCAGGGCUGCCGAGUCACCAACCACAACACCCUUGCUGGAAUCGACAUGAUGAAGUUUUCGGCCGCCGGACUCUGGGGCAUCGAUCCUGCUGUCGGCUACACCACAGCCUUCACUUUUAUCCGCCAACUCGCCAUCCACCUCCGCAACAGCAUCGUCAACAACAAGAACGAUUCUUUCCGCAUGGUCUACAACUGGCAGUUUACCCACUCGCUCGACUUCUGGGCCCGCGUUCUUGCCGAGCACUGCACGCCUUUGAAGGAGGCCGAGGCCGGCAAGGAGAGCCCCCUGAGGCCACUCAUCUACCCCCUCGUCCAGGUGACCCUCGGCGCCAUGCGUCUUCUCCCCACAUCCCUAUACUACCCUCUUCGAUUCCACCUCAUCCGCUCACUGCUCGUCCUGUCGCGUGCGGCCGACGUCUACAUCCCGCUUGCCUCGCCUCUACUAGAAGUACUCAACUCUGCCGAGAUGAAGAAGGCUCCCAAGGCAUCAACACUCAAGCCGAUGGACUUUGCCGUCGCCUACAGAGCCCCCAAGUCAUAUCUCCGCACACGAGUCUUCCAGGACGGCAUUGGAGAGGAAGUCGGCGAACUCAUGAGCAGCUUCAUGUACACUUGGUCAACCUCCAUCUCCUUCCCCGAACUCGCCCUCCCCGUCAUUAUCCAGCUCAAGCGAUGGCUCAAGCAAGUCAGCGCCAAAUCCAGCGGCAACAAGAACUCCAAGCUCGUCUCACAGUUCUCCGUGCUGGUGCAGAAGCUCGAGGCCAACGCCAAGUUCAUCGAGGAGAAGCGCGCCAAGGUCGACUUUGCGCCCAAGCACCGCAGCCAGGUCGACGCCUUCCUCAAGGACUUUGAUGCGGCCAAGACGCCUCUGGGCGCAUACGUCGUUGGCCAGGCUGCUGCUAGAGCUGAGCGCGCAAAGGUCCUAGCAGAGGCGAGACAGGAGGAGGAGCGAAAGAGGAAAGAGGAUGAAAAGGGUGAAGCACCAGGUGAUGAGGAAGAGAAUAGCGAUGAGGACGUAGAUAUGGACGAGGAGCUUGGGGGAGAGGAUGACGAUGAGGAAGAAGAUGACGAGUAG